This is a messenger RNA of Acanthosepion pharaonis, 816 nucleotides long. The record is from the annotation of a GenBank genome assembly. Lineage: Eukaryota; Metazoa; Mollusca; Cephalopoda; Sepiida; Sepiidae.
AUGUCUUUCUUUUUUUUUUUACCUUUUCUUAUUUUUUUUUCAUCUUUUCUUCUUUUUUUUUUGCUUUUUUUUUCUUUUUUUUUUUUUUUUUUUUUUUUUUUUUUUCCUUUACUUUUCUUUUUUUUUUUUUUUUUUCCCCUUUUUUUUUUUUUUUCUUUUUUGUUUUUUUCUUCUUCGAACUUUUUGAUCCUUUUUUCUUUUUUUUUUUUUUUUUCCUUUUUUUCCUUUUUUUCUUUUUUUCUUUCUUUUUUUUCUUUCUUUUUUUUUCUUUUUACUCACUUUUCUGGCUUUUUUUUUCUCUUUUCUUUUUUUUUAUUUUUUCUUUUUUUCUUUCAUUUUUUUUUUUUUCAUUUUAAUUUUCUUUUUCUUCUUUUUUGUUACUUUUCUUUUUAUUUUUAUUUGCUUUUUUCUUUUUUUUUUUCUUUUUCUUUUUUUUCUUUUUUUUUUUUUUUUUUGUCUUUGUAUCUUUUCUUUUUUCCUCCAUUUUUUUUCUUUUUUUUUUUAUUUUUUCCCCUUUUUUUUCCUUUUUUUCUUUGUAUCUUGUCUCUUUUCCUUUUUUUCUCUUUUUUAUUCCCCCCCCUUUUUUUUUCUUUGUCUCUGUCUUUUUUCCUUAUUUUCCCUUUUCUUUUAUUUUCUUUCUUUUUUCUCCUUUUGUCUUUUUUCUUUUGUCUCUUUUUUCACACCCUUUCUUUUUAUUUCCCCCUUUUUUCUUUGUCUUUGUCUUUCUUUUCUUCCUUUUUCACACCCUCUCUUUUUUUUUCCCCUCAUUUUCUUUUUUCUUCUUUUGUCUCUCUGUUUUUUUCUUUCUUUUCUUAA